Messenger RNA from Diospyros lotus (date-plum), 2114 nucleotides. RefSeq names its product zinc finger protein ZAT4-like. The transcript has a single exon. The record is from RefSeq and is a predicted model, not a curated record. The coding region runs from base 295 to 1806 and encodes 503 amino acids. Lineage: Eukaryota; Viridiplantae; Streptophyta; Magnoliopsida; Ericales; Ebenaceae.
UCCAAGAGAGAGAACAUUUGAUUUUCUUUGUGGCGAAUUUCUCAUUGCCGAAUCAAUCAAUCUAUUCACUUUGAUAUAUACAACACUUUCAGAAUGGUUUGCUUGGAUCAAAAACUGAAGAGACCAACCUGGAUUGGGUUCUCAUUCUUGUCAAUCCUUUAGGUUUCCUGAUCCGAGAGUUCUUCAUUGAUUCCUCUGUUUUCCAGAUUCAGCAUUUUGCGGAAAAUUUGAGGUUUGCUUAUCUGGGUUUCCUUUUUUCUUGCUUGAUCGAGCUUUGUUUCUUGGCGAACUUCGAUGGAGGAGGAUCAAGAACGCAAGCAUCUGUGCAAGAUUUGCAGCAAGAGCUUCGUCAGCGGCAAGUCUUUGGGAGGUCACAUGAGGGGCCACUUGGCCUUGAUUUCAGCUAAGAAGCAUGAAGAUCACUUUAAUGGCACUGAUUCCAAUUUCGGGAUUGAAGAAAAUUCCAACAAGGAUUUGGGGGUUUCUGAUUUCUUAACCCAAAAACUGGAAAAGUUCACGACCAGUGAUGAUGCUCAUGUCGGUGAUAUGGAUCUUGAAGGUGCCUUUCAUGGCAGUUAUGGCCUUAGAGAGAACCCUAAAAAAUCCUGGAGGAUUUCUGGUGGAAAAGAUGGUGAUGAUAAUGUUGCAAGGAAAGAGAGCCUCUGUAAACAAUGUAGUAAAGAGUUUCCCUCAUUGAGGGCUCUGGCUGGCCAUAUGAGGCAUCACUCCAUGAAAGAUAACCAAUUCAUAUGCAAGCAAUGUGGCAAAGGGUUUGCUAAAAAGAGGGCUCUGUUUGGUCAUAUGAGACACCACUCCAAGAGAUCCAAUGAGUCCAUAGAGAGCCAAUCUGACUACGAGGCGCCUUGUCCAAUCCGAAAGCGAUCGAGGACGAGGUACAAGAUUACUGGGGAAGUUAAUAAUUUGUUCGAUUUGAAUUCAUCUUCAAGUGCUUCUGAGAUUGAUGAUGAAGCAGAAGAAGCAGCCUUGUGUUUGAUUAUGCUUUCCAGGGGUUUGACAAACUGGGUUGCCUUUAUUUCAGCCUUGGAUUCCAAGGCAUUGCAUGAAAGUGAGGAAAACAUGGGGAAGAAGUUGGAGUCUAGCGUUUCAUGUGCUGGGAAUCCUCUCUGUGAUAAGAUUGAAUCUGAAUUUGGUGAUCUGGUUUCUAGGUCGUUGAGCAAAGGUGAUGGGUUCAAGAAUCAGGAACCUGUCCUAGACGACGAUGAAUGUGAAAUCAAGAAAGGAAGUGAACCUAUGGAUUUGGUUAGAGUUGGAUUGGAUCAAACAGAAUCAGCCAGUUCUGAUGUGCAGGAUCCUGAAUUUGCUGCAAAUCUUUGGGAUGGAAUGGAGCAAGCUGCCUCCGUUUCUGGGACCCUGGAAGAUUCUGAGAAGAAGUGGAAUUACAGGUGCAGGACCUGCAACAAGAUCUUUCACUCUUACCAAGCGCUUGGGGGCCACCGAGCCGGCCAUAGAACUCUUGGUUGUGGCUUUGCGGUGAAUAAUGAGAGCCCUGAGGCAAAUUCCAGCCUUGAACUGGGCAGUGGAGGGACAACCAUCACACUUUCAGAGUUGAAGAAGAGCAAGGAGCAUGAAUGCCCAAUCUGCUUCAAGGUUUUCCCAUCAGGGCAAGCGUUGGGUGGCCACAAGAGGGCUCACUACACUGGAUGCUCUGAAAUCAAAACCAAAGAGCUUGCUGAUGUUGGAGAUGUUUUUUAUCUUGAAAAAGAAGAGAAUGGUGGUUUGAGGCUCAAUCCAUUAUCCAUGAUGGGUUGGGAGCAAUCUCAAGCUCGAGGCGCUGCUGAUCUCUAAUUGAACAAACUGUUUCCUGCCAUGGAUUUCUAACAGAGCUAGGUCUAAGAGGUUUCCCUUCUGCAUUACAGCUUGUAAGUAGCUAAUCCUCCGAUUCAAUUUUUUUUUUUUUUUUUUUUGCUGUUUUCUUUUUCAUGUCUGUUUGUGUUCUCUCCCAUUCUGAACUGUCUCAAAUUUUGGAGAAGGGGAGCUCAUUGUUCUUUCUUUGGAAUUAAAUCGAAGUUCCUUUCCCUGUAAUGCUUGUUUGCAUUACUAAUAAGGUUGAUUGGUUUUCUUCAAAGUUUUGAGAUUUGGUUUGUCAAUUAUCA